Molecule: messenger RNA, 1116 nt
Organism: Rhincodon typus (whale shark)
Lineage: Eukaryota; Metazoa; Chordata; Chondrichthyes; Orectolobiformes; Rhincodontidae
Exons: 2
Coding region: 43-708 (221 amino acids)
Source: RefSeq, a predicted model, not a curated record
GCGCACGGCUGCGGAUUCUUGACAGCAAGAGCCCCCUGAGUAAUGGAGGCCGAGUGCAGGCGGUUUCAUGGAUAUCAAUUCGAGAUUGACGAGGUGUUCCAGCGAGGUCUGGCCCAGUUCGGAGAGGCAGUGCGGUGUUCUGAGGAGCGGCUUCUCGAGGCCAAGAUCUACUAUUACAGCAGGUUUAUUGGACCCAUUGAUCUGGAAAGCUACAAAGGAUGGCUUUCUUCACAAAUUAUCGAUGCCAAGAAUGACUUAGCGGUAGAGGAAGAUAUGACAAAGGCUUUUGAGAGGCUGCUCAGACCGACUCCAAGUGAUCAAGGACAAAAUGACAAAUCAGCAACAAUAGAGACCACAAACUCACUACCCAUAGAUCAACAAGCAGAGAAAACUGAGGAUGCAAGAAUGCACCUUCAGAUUAGUGAAGAGAUAGGAGGUAAUGAUCACAACGCUUCCUAUGAACUAACAGAGGAUAGCCAAGUAAAAGAAUCCCAUGAAAAUAAAACAGUUGGUGACAUUACAAAUCUUUCUGCUAUUACCACGGAAGUUAGUGGAGGAAGCUGCACCCUUUCUUUCGCUCAAGUACUGCAUCUUGUGCAAAGUGGACAAGAAAUUCCUGGCAUUCAAAAACGGAACAUUACAUCAAUUAAUAGUGCACCUACUGUUUCACAAAUGGCAAGGAAGCUCAAACCUUGGGAAAGGGUGUAAUAUUGUCGUUACGGUAUUAAUUAAAAUCAGGAAAUGGUACUAAUUUAUAAUAAUGUUCAUUGUAAUUAAACUACAAGCGUAACUGGCUUCAACUGAUUUUGAGACAGAAUCGUGGUUCUCCAGCUGGAAUUUGAAUCUUGCUGUAGCUGGUAACCAGAUUUUCUGAGUUCUUCCAGAUGCAAGACUUGGGAUACAAAGGGUUUCUUUGUAAGAGGAAUGUUCAGUCAUUCACCUAUAGAGGUAAUUUUCUUCAUAAUCAUAAGAUGUGCUGCCAGUCCAGAAUAUUCUCCAUUCCUGCUUGAAGAAUAAUCACAGCAAUAAGGGAAUUUAUUGCAACCUGGGAGAUGAGGGUCAUAGAUUAAAGAUCUACAUAAUGUAUGAUUAAAGAUUCACGGUUACAAAGUUGAA